AUGGAGACCGCCGCGCCGGAGGCCUGUUCGCCUCGCUCUGCGCUCCGCGCCCAGAGCCCCCCAAAGCGGCUAAAGAAGACGCUCUCUUUCAAGCUGGAAGAUGACGAAUGGCCGCCCUCUUCUUCGUCGUCCGUACGGUCCUCCUCUGUGCGCUCCUCCUCCAUCCGAUCCUCUUCUGCCAGGUCGCACAAGUCGGGCAGCAGCGGAGAAGAACCCACUGAGUCUAGGUCGAGUUCUCGGUCAGCGUCUCGGAGCGGGUCCAGAACGGAGUCCAAGUCCGCCCAGUCCUCCCGAAACAACCCGAGACGAGGGUCCUGGACGCGUAACGACAGGUCGAACGGCUCGAACCCGCGACCUGGCGAUCCCAGGUGGCCGGCUGAGUGGAAGACGCAGGAGUCGGUAUUGGGUGCUGGAGGGCCGUCGUGUUGGGAUGCAGCGAGAACCCCGGCCGGGCGGCGGAAGUUGUCGUCGCACGAUGAAUUGUCGGAGCGGCGGCGAACGACACCUCGGCCUCGGCGCUUCUCCGCGUUCUCGGCCUCGGUCGGCUUUCGACGAAGCAUUUCAAAAGCAGCGCGACAGAUUCCGCCUGAAUCCGCUCGUGGUUCGUUCCGUCGUGGUUCCACCGCCGCGGCUGCAACGCUGCUCGAAACCGUGCUCCACGACGGUUCUACUGCUACCCCUCGCGCCGCUGCCCAAGGCGGUAGCUCGCCGGCCUUUUAUUGCGCGGCUAGCCCGACCCGAUCCGCUCCGUCCCGAUCCGCUCCGACCGGACCGCAGCAAGCCAGACCGGGCGCGACGGCAGGAGGUGUCGAACCCGGAUCCUUGCGCUCCGGAGUCCUUACGCCCGUCCUCGCCCCGGUCGGCCUAUCCGCCCCCGUCCACGUCGGCGGUCGCGACGUAACCGCCCCCACUCACGUAGGCGGGCGUGAGUCCAAAGGCCUGUUCGGACGCUGUAUCUUCCGCGGCUGUUCAGCGAGACUCGGCGGCUGCGCACACGUACAGGCCGCCAUGCGAACUCAGUCGCCUCCGCCGGUCGUAGUCAAGCCCAAUGGGGCGCUCGAGUGCGGUCUAUCGCGCACAUCAUCGCCCCCCAGCCGACUCUCGGAACUCGCCUUCCGUUUAAACGAAGCCGUCCAGACCCCCAUGCCCAAACCGAGCCAAACCUCACUACCCAAACCGGGUCCCGGCCCGACCAAGUCCGGAGCGGUCGCGACCAAGACGGAAGGUGCCAAGCGGAAAACACGCCUCCACAGCACCGCCGCGUGCGUGCCUGAGGAGGACGAGGACUUCAUCCCUGCCAAACAGAUCGCCAGACCCGGCAGUGGACCUGCCGCCGCCUGGAACUUGGUCCCCCGACCAGAUGUUGGAAGUCCAGGACCCGAUGUUCCGGUGCCAGAUGGCCCGGGUGGCCGUUCCACGGACCCGCUGCCGUGUGGAGUCGUGCCGGUGUUGUACAUUCAGCCAGCCGGGAGGACGCAACUCGCGACGUCAUCGCGUGUGGUGUUGCAUUCAGCGCACUUGGCGGAGCAGCCACCAGAGCUGGAUCUGCGAGCGGCGGGGGGUGUUCGCGCCAAUUCCGUCCCGGCGGUGCGGCAGCUUGUGGCCCCGCCGCUGGUUACCGGUUCCUCCUUAGAAGAAGACUUCAUUGACGACGCCGCCGACGGGGCCGACUGGGUACCCGGAAAGGGCGCCUGGGACCCCUACCGUCCCAUCCUACCCCCCAGACGCCCAGACGACUCGCAACGACUACUGCCCUUCGCCCGCGCCCCCGAUCCCGGCGACGAGGAGCCCCAGGAGGACGAGAACUCACCCACCAGUAGUGAAGGUGACACCUACACUGAAUUCCACACCCCGCACACGCACCGCACGCUCGACAGCGCACGAUACGAAAGCACUACCAUGACCGCCCGGGAACCCGAGGACCUGGAACCCGAAGCCCUACAGGCCGAGCACCGGGAAUUGGGGCUAGAGGACGGGGGACUUGGACUGGAAGACCGGAGAUUGGAAGACCGGAGAUUGGAAGACCGGAGAUUGGAAGACCGGAGAUUGGAGGACCGGAGAUUGGAAGACCGGAGAUUGGAAGACCGGAGAUUGGAAGACCGGAGAUUGGAGGACCGAGAACCUCUGGACCCACUGGACCGGGAACCGGAACUCCUGGACCGCUACCGAAGCCUGGACCGAGAGCCGUUGGAGUCAGAGCGCCCGGAGGCGGAGGAGGUCCCGCCCUGCUCAGGAGGCCCAUUUCUGGUUGCGGCGCCUUCCUUCAAAGAUGAAGAAUCAUUCAAAGGUCAACAAUCGCUCAAGGAUGACGUGGCCGGUUUGUCAAGCUCGGAUGGCGAAUGCGGCACGGCCCGCACCGCAAGGCCUCCCGACUCCGGCGACCACCCAUACGAUCCGCCUGCCGGGCAGCUGGCCGAUGGUCGAAAUGGUCUUGGUCCGGUUGGGACCAGUCCGGUUGGGACCAGUCCGAUUGGGACCAGUCCGGUCGGGGCUUGGCGGAUGCCCGUGGAUAGUCAGUCGGGUGGGACUCAGCACAGCCCGAGUCCUGAGGCGGCUGUGCGUUGCCGCGCAUGUCAGUUGGACGUGUUCCGUAAGGGGCUGAAGAGCAGUCGCUCCGAUUGCGACUUGUAUCUCUCCUCGGGUCGGGUGAGCUAUGAGGGCGGCCGGCCGGACGAUGGUUCAAUUCGGUCCUCAGAGCACCCGAGGGGACCCUGCGACGGGGCCUUCGAGCAGACGUACUUGAUACACCGGCCGCACCCCGGCGCGCCUCCUGGGCCAUUUAUGGAACAGGAGUUACGGUCGCCGGACGACCUACACACCGAUGAGUUGCUGUCGCCGAAGGUGUUGCCGCCUGGGGGGUUGGUGCAAGAGUCUCAGCCCCCAAGGCCGGAGUCUCAGCCCCCAGGGCCGGAGUCUCAGCACCCAGGACCGGAGUCGCGUCCCCCAGGGCCGGAGUCGCGUCCCCCAGGGCCGGAGUCGCGUCCCCCAGGGCCUCCGUCAGUGGAGGGUAUUUCGUCGCCGCUGGAGCGAAGUCUGACGGGGUCGCCGGGUCGUGGUCCUUCGGUUUGUGGUUCUUCGGGUCGUGGCCCUUCGGGCGGUGGACAUUCGGGAGGGUUCCGAUGGGGUUCAGGUGAGGCGGUAGAUCCGCGACUGUUUCGCUUGUACUUUGCGGCUGAUGCGGAGCGCUCGUUGCGUCACCUCUUUGGCACUCUCUGUGCUCGUUGUCAACGCCGGCUCUCUCCCUUCUGGGGGGGCCAGGGGCGCAGGUGCCAUUACACGAAUCAGACGUUCUGCACAGCCUGCUUUCCUUCCACCUCCUACAAACACGUCAUACCUAACAAAGUCAUCACCGACUGGGACUUCACACCCUACGACGUCCUACCCGGCUCCUACCGCUUCCUCAAAAAGGUUGCAGACCAACCUUGGAUCGAUAUCACUAAAAUGCAUCCCGCCAUCAAAGUAUGUCCAGUGGCUUCCCCCUCUUGCUUGGUUCACGGGUACUUCACAGGUAGUUCACCAGUACGCUUGACUUUGCAGCGGCAGAACCCAUGUUUACUGGAUAUUUGGAAGCAGCGCCACGACCUGAAUUUAUUGAAGCGCUUUUACAUCGACUCUCAGCGAAAGAGCGGCCUGGUUUUGCGAGUCGGUUCGCAGUGCAUCGAUACUUUCUGCACCCAUGUCAUGGAUUAUUUGAACCCGUUCAUGCCGCACAUGGGAUGGCUUGCGGACAAUAAUAGCGCCAUGUUCUCAUUGAACGACUUGGUGUUGAUCGAGGAAUAUUUUCAAAGCGGACGCAAGGGGCUCCUCCAUUGCUUGUUCCCCACAUUUGAUGGCGGCGUCCACGGAGGCAUUGACGCCACUCGAACCGGCGCCUCCUCGCCCCGACUACAACACGAGUUCUUCCGCAGACUCAAAAAGGUCGUCGGCUUCUGGUCCACCCAUAUCCUCGACGAAUGCGACGACUGCUAUGACCAAUUCAACACCUACUGCGUUCACCACCGAGUCACGCCACUCGUGAUCGGCUCCAUGUAA
Molecule: messenger RNA, 4032 nt
Organism: Gregarina niphandrodes
Lineage: Eukaryota; Apicomplexa; Conoidasida; Eugregarinorida; Gregarinidae
Exons: 1
Coding region: 1-4032 (1343 amino acids)
Source: RefSeq, a predicted model, not a curated record